GAGCAAUUUUCCCAAUCCAUUGGUCGGCCAUGAUUCCUCGACUGACCCCUCGCCGGCGGUUUCUGUCUCCUUUCGUCGCUCUCUCUCUUCGGCGUCUCUCCUCUUCUCUCCCCAAUAUUGCUGAAGAUGUGGGAAGAUCUAUACACCCAACAGCUAUUGUCCAUCCAGAUGCAGUUAUUGGGAAGGGCGUUUCGGUUGGUCCCUUUUGUACUGUUGGUUCCUCGGCAAAGCUCGGCAAUGGAUGCAAACUAUAUCCUUCUAGCCACGUCUUUGGGAACACGGAAUUGGGGGAUUCCUGCGUUGUUAUGACUGGUGCUGUUGUUGGUGACGAUGAUCUUCCCGGGUAUACCGUUGUAGGAUGCAACAACGUUAUCGGUCAUCAUGCUGUGGUCGGUGUUAAAUGUCAAGACAUGAAAUACAAGGCCGGGGAUGAUUGCUUUCUUCGCAUCGGUGAUAACAACGAGAUCAGAGAGUUCUGUUCGAUUCACAGGUCGUCAAAGCCCACCGACAAAACGGUCAUCGGUGAUAACAAUCUAAUAAUGGGUUCUUGCCAUAUUGCUCAUGAUUGCAAGAUCGGCGACAACAACAUAUUUGCCAACAAUACUCUUCUUGCUGGCCAUGUGAUCGUAGAAGACUAUACACACACAGCAGGAGGCACUGUGGUUCACCAGUUUUGCCACAUUGGUUCUUUCUCUUUCAUCGGCGGUGGUUCAGUGGUUUCACAAGAUGUGCCAAAGUACAUGAUGGUGACUGGAGAAAGAGCAGAAAUCCGGGGUCUGAAUCUGGAAGGACUUCGACGCAGUGAAUUCACAAUCUCAGAGAUCAGUAGCCUGAGAAGGGCAUAUCGUAAAAUAUUCAUAUCCGGUGGUGCAGUUUCUUUGGGUAUGGAGGAGCGUCUGGCCAAGACGGAACAAGACAAAGAUCUGUACGGAGUUCCUGUGGUGCGGGAAAUGGUCCAGUCGAUCCGGGAUUCUUUCUCUGAAAACCGUCGUGGGAUCUCCAAGUUCAGGCACUGGUCGGGUUCGUGAGUUUCACUGCUUAGUCUUCUCCCCCAUGUUUGGACCUCUUUAGUGUGUUGAAUAUCAAACAAUGGCGCGACCAUUUGAGACAAUUGUAACAAAAACUCGAGUUGGUGGUGUCUUUCCUUGGGGGAGGUAUGUAUCAAGAAUCAUGAACGUUCUGAAGCUAUUAGGAUUUCGGCAUCCAAUUCUGGUGUGCGAGUGCACGGACAAAGUGACUCUUCCUUGGCUUGCACGUCCAGGCCACGACAACGCGAUAUUAUCGCGAUGAGACGUGGACAGCAAAGUUGUUGUCUUUCUGUCACAGCAUAUCGACCCCAGAGGGCGAAUCUUGGGUUUGCGAUGGCGACCCGAUUUGCACUAUGGCUGGUUAUGUCGAGCCCAACUUCAUCAAAAGCCGUUUGGUUACCGAAUUUGCAGAAUGACAUUUCCACGUUGUUUGUUGUCUGUGAAUAAUUGUACACAUCUUCUUUCAUAUACAGCUGUAUUAUAUACAUUAACCAAAAACGAUGAGCAACUAACAGCUCUUUGUAAAGAACAAAGUUGUAACCUCUUAAUGUAUUGACAUCAAAAGGCAGAAACAAGAUGGAAAGGUUGAUUCC
Molecule: messenger RNA, 1621 nt
Organism: Tarenaya hassleriana
Lineage: Eukaryota; Viridiplantae; Streptophyta; Magnoliopsida; Brassicales; Cleomaceae
Product: probable acyl-[acyl-carrier-protein]--UDP-N-acetylglucosamine O-acyltransferase, mitochondrial
Exons: 10
Coding region: 30-1028 (332 amino acids)
Biological process (GO): lipid biosynthetic process
Molecular function (GO): acyl-[acyl-carrier-protein]-UDP-N-acetylglucosamine O-acyltransferase activity
Source: RefSeq, a predicted model, not a curated record